Molecule: messenger RNA, 1227 nt
Organism: Boleophthalmus pectinirostris (great blue-spotted mudskipper)
Lineage: Eukaryota; Metazoa; Chordata; Actinopteri; Gobiiformes; Gobiidae
Product: zinc finger protein 239-like
Exons: 2
Coding region: 158-1018 (286 amino acids)
Biological process (GO): regulation of transcription by RNA polymerase II
Molecular function (GO): DNA-binding transcription factor activity; RNA polymerase II cis-regulatory region sequence-specific DNA binding
Source: RefSeq, a predicted model, not a curated record
GGGGAGUGUUCCUGUGGGGGAGGCUUUAGUUCCUCUGACGUUCCCUCCCCUCCUCUCAUGCUCACAGCAGCAGGAGCCUCGUCUGUAGCACAGAGUCGAGCACAGAGUUUACCGGAGCUGUCUGCAGAGCUACAAACCACAGAGUUGCAUCACACUCAUGGAGCUGAGGCGUGAUGUGGCCACUGAGAUCAGCUUUAAACAGGAGCAGAGCAGCGAGGCUGUCACCACGUCACCUGAACCUAAGCGCUACGAGUGUGACCAGUGUGGAAAGUCUCUGGCCACAGCACGUUCCCUCCAAUCACACACGAGGGUCCACACUGGUGAGAGACCUUACAGCUGUGACCAGUGUGAAAAGACUUUCAAACUACAGUCUGGUUUAAGUGUGCACCGGAGGACUCACAGUGGACUGAAGCCUUUUAAGUGUGACCAGUGUGGGAAGAGGUUCUUUCGGCGCAGCUGCGUGACACGACACAUGAACAUCCACACACGAGACAAAAUAUACCGCUGUGAGGAGUGUGGGAAAACAUUAAAUGACAAAACCGCGCUUAAGUACCAUAGGAGAAUUCACACUGGAGUUAAGCCAUUUGAGUGUGACCAGUGUGGGAAAACCUUCAUCUCAUCUGGGCAACUGAAACAACACUUGAUGGUGCAUUCUGAUGAGCGGCCGUACACCUGCGGCGAGUGUGGUAAAAACUUCAGAAAGUCUGAAAACCUUCGUAAACACAAGAGCAUCCACACCGGAGACAAGCCCCACCAGUGUGACCAGUGUGGGAUGAGCUUCAGACUUAUAGGAACGCUGAAAAUUCACCGGCUCAUUCACAGCCAAGAGCGGCCAUUCAAGUGUGACCAGUGUGAUAAAGCUUUUAAAACUUUUAAAAACCUCUCUGCGCAUGUCCUAAUCCACACAGGAGACAAGCCGUACGUCUGUGGUGUGUGUAGCAAUGCUUUCUCAUACCCGUCUAACUUGACUAGACACAUGAACAGCCACAAACUGCAGCUACAGCCGCCAUUAUGUUGACAUAACGGACAAACUCAGUGUAUCACCAGGGCACAUAUUAUAUCAGAAUAUAAAAUAAUAUAAUAUAAAAAUACUUGAGUCUCUGUGAAGACGUUCCAUCUUUAGUUUGAUUUUAUUUCACUCAGGUUUUGAAUCACAUUGUCAGAUCUUUAUUUGAUAUUAUUUCUGUGUGUAAAAUAAAAAAAAUAAACAAUGUUGCAUCACUUCCA